AUUUAAAAAAGAAACACUUGAGAAUCUGCAGAAACACGAAAUUAAAGUUUUAAAGCUUUUUUUUUUUAAGAGCUUAAAUUUUUUGCUCUGAAGCUUCAAAAUAUUUGUUAUGAGCUAAAAAAAAAAAGAAUCCUUUUUUUUUUUUUUUAAUCUUUCUUACUGGAACGAUUUUUGUAUUCAAAAUCAUUGUUUUAGUUUCUCAUGCUCUCUCUUCUCUCUUUUUUCUUCUUCCCCUUUUAGAGUAGCAGAGAGCUAAUAACAACAGAUUCGUUGUUUAUUUUGGCUGAAGAAGAAGAACUCUGUUUCCAAAGUUUUUUUUUUUUUGUUUUUUUGUUUCUAAUAAACCAUGAAGGCUCCAUCAAAUGGGUUUCUUCCCAAUUCCAACGAAGGAGAGAAGAAGCCAAUCAAUUCUCAACUAUGGCACGCUUGUGCAGGGCCUUUGGUUUCAUUACCUCCUGUCGGAAGUCUCGUAGUUUACUUCCCUCAAGGACAUAGCGAGCAAGUUGCAGCAUCGAUGCAGAAGCAAACAGAUUUUAUACCAAAUUACCCAAAUCUUCCUUCUAAGCUGAUUUGCUUGCUUCACAGUGUUACAUUACAUGCUGAUACCGAAACCGAUGAAGUCUAUGCACAGAUGACUCUUCAACCGGUGAAUAAGUAUGACAGAGAAGCGUUGCUAGCUUCUGAUAUGGGUCUGAAACUAAACAGACAACCUACUGAGUUUUUCUGCAAGACUCUUACAGCGAGUGACACAAGCACUCACGGUGGAUUCUCUGUACCGCGUCGUGCAGCUGAGAAAAUAUUCCCUCCUCUUGAUUUCUCGAUGCAACCGCCUGCACAAGAGAUUGUAGCCAAAGAUUUACAUGAUACUACAUGGACUUUCAGACAUAUCUAUCGAGGCCAACCAAAAAGACACUUGCUUACCACAGGUUGGAGCGUUUUUGUUAGCACAAAGAGACUAUUUGCGGGUGAUUCAGUUUUGUUUGUAAGGUAUGAUCUUCUGAAUAUUUUCCUGAAUCCUUCUUCAUGGUUUAAACAGGUAGGAUGGGAUGAAUCAACAGCUGGAGAUAGGCCAAGCCGAGUAUCCAUAUGGGAAAUCGAACCUGUUAUAACUCCUUUUUACAUAUGCCCUCCUCCAUUCUUUAGACCUAAGUACCCGAGGCAACCGGGAAUGCCAGAUGAUGAGUUGGACAUGGAAAACGCUUUCAAAAGAGCAAUGCCUUGGAUGGGAGAAGAAUUUGGGAUGAAAGACGCACAGAGUUCGAUGUUCCCUGGCUUAAGUCUGGUUCAAUGGAUGAGUAUGCAGCAAAACAAUCCGUUGUCAGGUUCUGCUACUCCUCAGCUCCCCGCCGCGCUCUCAUCUUAUAACCUACCAAACAAUUUUGCUUCCAACGACCCUUCCAAGCUGUUGAACUUCCAAUCCCCAAACCUCUCUUCCGCAAAUUCCCAAUUCAACAAACCAAAUACGGCUAACCAUAUCAGCCAACAGAUGCAAACACAACCAGCCAUAGCGAAAUCUCAACAGCAACAACAGCAGCUGCAACAACUACAGAUGUCACACCAACAGCUGCAGCAACAAGGGAUUUAUAACACAGGUUCCAUUAACAAUGGUGUGAAUGCUGUUGCUAACCAAGUCUCUAGUCAAAAUCCACACCAAUCUACUGGAUUCUCUCAGUCGCAGCUUCAGCAACAGUCAAUGCUCCCUAAUGGUGCUAAAAUGACACACCAGAACAUAAACUCAGCGGGGAAUAAAGGCUUGACAUCAUUUGCACAAGAAUUGCAGUUUCAGCAACAACUGGAAUUGCAUAACAGUAGCCAAUUAUUAAGAAACCAGCAAGAACAGUCCUCUCUGCAUUCACUACAACAAUCUCUGUCCCAAAAUCCACAUCAGCUCCAAAUGCAACAACAAUCGCCAAAACCAAGUCCUUCACAACAGCUUCAGUUGCAGCUACUCCAGAAGCUACAGCAGCAGCAGCAACAGCAGCAGUCAAUUCCUCCAGUAAGUUCAUCCUUACAGCCGCAGUUAUCGGCGUUGCAGCAGACACAAAGCCAUCAAUUGCAACAACUUCUGUCAUCUCAGAAUCAGCAGCCCUUGGCGCAUGGUAAUAACAGCUUCUCAGCUUCAACUUUCAUGCAGCCUCCACAGAUUCAGGUGAACCAUCAGCAACAGGGACAAAUGAACAACAAACCUCUUGUAGCCCCCGGAAGAUCACAUUCUGGUCACACAGAUGGAGAAGCUCCUUCUUGUUCAACCUCACCUUCCGCCAAUAACACCGGGCAUGAUAAUGUUUCACCAACGAAUUUCCUCAGCAGAAAUCAACAACAAGGACAAGGUGUAUCUGUAUCUGCAUCUGAUUCUGUCUUUGAGCGUGCGAGCAAUCCGGUUCAAGAGCUUUAUGCAAAAAACGACAGCCGGAUCAAUCAAGGCCUAGUGAAUUUGAAGAGUGCUGGUGAACAGUUCAAAUUUAAAGGCGCAGUAACAGAUCAAAUCGAUGUAUCCACAGCGGGAACAACGUAUUGUCCUGAUGUUGUUGGCUCUGCACAGCAGCAACAGACUUUCCCACUACCAUCAUUUGGUUUCGAUGGAGAUUGCCAAUCUCAUCAUCCAAGAAACAAUUUAGCUUUUGCUAGUAAUCUCGAAGCCGUAACUCCUGAUGCUCUGUAUUCUCAAAAGGACUUUCAAAACUUGGUUCCCAACUAUGGCAACGCACCAAGAGACAUUGAGACAGAGCUAUCCAGUGCUGCAAUCAGUUCUCAGUCAUUUGGUAUUCCCAGCAUCCCCUUUAAGUCAGGAUGUUCAAAUGAGGUCGGUGGCAUCAAUGAUUCAGGCAUCAUGAAUGGUGGUGGACUCUGGCCCAAUCAGACUCAACGAAUGCGAACAUAUACAAAGGUUCAAAAACGAGGGUCAGUAGGAAGAUCAAUAGAUGUUACCCGUUAUAGCGGCUAUGAUGAACUUAGGCAUGACUUAGCAAGAAUGUUUGGCAUCGAAGGACAGCUCGAAGAUCCGCUAACCUCUGACUGGAAACUCGUCUACACUGAUCAUGAAAACGAUAUAUUACUCGUUGGUGAUGAUCCUUGGGAGGAGUUUGUGAACUGCGUGCAAAACAUAAAGAUACUAUCAUCAGCAGAAGUGCAGCAAAUGAGCUUAGACGGAGAUCUUGCAGCUAUCCCGGCCACAAACCAAGCCUGCAGUGAAACAGACAGCGGAAAUGCUUGGAAAGUACAUUAUGAAGACACUUCUGCUGCAGCUUCAUUCAACAGAUUAUCGGCGUUGCAGCAGACACAAAGCCAUCAAUUGCAACAACUUCUGUCAUCUCAGAAUCAGCAGCCCUUGGCGCAUGGUAAUAACAGCUUCUCAGCUUCAACUUUCAUGCAGCCUCCACAGAUUCAGGUGAACCAUCAGCAACAGGGACAAAUGAACAACAAACCUCUUGUAGCCCCCGGAAGAUCACAUUCUGGUCACACAGAUGGAGAAGCUCCUUCUUGUUCAACCUCACCUUCCGCCAAUAACACCGGGCAUGAUAAUGUUUCACCAACGAAUUUCCUCAGCAGAAAUCAACAACAAGGACAAGGUGUAUCUGUAUCUGCAUCUGAUUCUGUCUUUGAGCGUGCGAGCAAUCCGGUUCAAGAGCUUUAUGCAAAAAACGACAGCCGGAUCAAUCAAGGCCUAGUGAAUUUGAAGAGUGCUGGUGAACAGUUCAAAUUUAAAGGCGCAGUAACAGAUCAAAUCGAUGUAUCCACAGCGGGAACAACGUAUUGUCCUGAUGUUGUUGGCUCUGCACAGCAGCAACAGACUUUCCCACUACCAUCAUUUGGUUUCGAUGGAGAUUGCCAAUCUCAUCAUCCAAGAAACAAUUUAGCUUUUGCUAGUAAUCUCGAAGCCGUAACUCCUGAUGCUCUGUAUUCUCAAAAGGACUUUCAAAACUUGGUUCCCAACUAUGGCAACGCACCAAGAGACAUUGAGACAGAGCUAUCCAGUGCUGCAAUCAGUUCUCAGUCAUUUGGUAUUCCCAGCAUCCCCUUUAAGUCAGGAUGUUCAAAUGAGGUCGGUGGCAUCAAUGAUUCAGGCAUCAUGAAUGGUGGUGGACUCUGGCCCAAUCAGACUCAACGAAUGCGAACAUAUACAAAGGUUCAAAAACGAGGGUCAGUAGGAAGAUCAAUAGAUGUUACCCGUUAUAGCGGCUAUGAUGAACUUAGGCAUGACUUAGCAAGAAUGUUUGGCAUCGAAGGACAGCUCGAAGAUCCGCUAACCUCUGACUGGAAACUCGUCUACACUGAUCAUGAAAACGAUAUAUUACUCGUUGGUGAUGAUCCUUGGGAGGAGUUUGUGAACUGCGUGCAAAACAUAAAGAUACUAUCAUCAGCAGAAGUGCAGCAAAUGAGCUUAGACGGAGAUCUUGCAGCUAUCCCGGCCACAAACCAAGCCUGCAGUGAAACAGACAGCGGAAAUGCUUGGAAAGUACAUUAUGAAGACACUUCUGCUGCAGCUUCAUUCAACAGAUAGAAAAAAAGAUAAGAUGCAAAUAGACCAAAUCAACUUACAUCGAGAUCAUUCCAGGCCGUCGCAAAGUACAACUUUUUUUAUGUGUACUGCAAAGUGCAAACAACAAACUAAGAAGAAGAAGAAGAUGAAAGAUACUGCAAGGUAUAUAUACAUUUUUAUAGGACAGUGAUUUGAUUUUUCUUUCUAACUUGAGAUGUUGUUGUACUUUCUUGUUUCCAUAUUUAUUAUAUAUGUAUGCUUGACAAAAAAAAAGAAAAAAAGAGAACAAGUCAACUAAAAAACAAUGUAAUGUGAAUGUAAUAUUGUAAUGUAACUAAAAACAAUCAUCUUCACUAAUGAUUAA
This is a messenger RNA of Camelina sativa (false flax), 4844 nucleotides long. The record is from RefSeq and is a predicted model, not a curated record. NCBI's taxonomy places the organism in Eukaryota, Viridiplantae, Streptophyta, Magnoliopsida, Brassicales, Brassicaceae.